Zingiber officinale is the source of this 1578-nucleotide messenger RNA. RefSeq names its product 60S ribosomal protein L4-like. The record is from RefSeq and is a predicted model, not a curated record. Lineage: Eukaryota; Viridiplantae; Streptophyta; Magnoliopsida; Zingiberales; Zingiberaceae. Gene Ontology annotation, molecular function: RNA binding; structural constituent of ribosome. Gene Ontology annotation, biological process: translation. The coding region runs from base 104 to 1327 and encodes 407 amino acids. Gene Ontology annotation, cellular component: ribosome; cytosolic large ribosomal subunit. The transcript is spliced from 2 exons.
ACUCUCUACAUAACGAUAUUGACCUUCUUCAUCUUCUAUAGAAACCCUAACCUCCGAGCUAUUUUUCCAUUUGUUUCCGGCGGUCGACGGCCUUUUUUUUUCAAUGGCCUCCGCCGCCGCUAUACGACCUCUCGUCACGGUGCAGACUCUCGAGGGCGACAUGUCCACUGACGUCGCCGUCACUGUCUCCCUACCUGACGUGUUCAAGGCCCCGAUUCGCCCCGACGUCGUCCGUUUUGUCCACUCAAGCCUGUCCAAAAACAGACGCCAGCCCUACGCCGUCUCCAAGCGCGCCGGCCACCAGACCUCAGCUGAAUCCUGGGGAACUGGCCGUGCCGUCUCACGUAUCCCUCGCGUUCCCGGAGGCGGUACCCACCGCGCUGGCCAGGGUGCUUUCGGCAACAUGUGUCGUGGUGGUCGCAUGUUCGCACCCACCAAGAUCUGGCGCCGCUGGCACCGACGCGUCAACAUCAACAUGCGCCGAUACGCUGUGGUUUCGGCCCUUGCUGCCUCCGCCGUCCCGUCCCUUGUCAUGGCCCGCGGACACCGCAUCGAGACCGUUCCUGAGCUUCCCCUCGUAGUCUCUGACUCUGCUGAAGGCCUUGAGAAAACUGCCACUGCCAUCAAGGUCCUCAAGCAGAUCGGUGCCUUUCCCGAUGCCGAGAAGGCUAAGAACGGCCAGAAAAUCCGUCCCGGCAAAGGUAAAAUGCGAAACCGUCGCUAUGUCACUCGCAAGGGACCCCUGAUUGUGUACGGAACAGAUGGAUCAAAGGUCGUUAAAGCUUUCCGUAACAUUCCUGGGAUUGAUAUUGCUAAUGUCGAGUGCCUCAACCUUCUUAAACUUGCUCCGGGAGGCCACAUUGGCAGGUUCAUCAUCUGGACCAAAUCAGCCUUCGAGAAGUUGGAUUCUGUAUUUGGAAGCCUUGACAAGCAAUCUGAAAAGAAGAAGGGAUAUAUCCUACCCCGACCAAAAAUGUUCAACGCUGAUCUCGGAAGGAUCAUCAACUCGGAUGAGGUGCAGUCUGUGGUGCGUCCAAUCAAGAAGGACGUGAAGAGGCGCCAUCUGAAGAAGAACCCCCUGAAGAAUCUCUACACGUUAUUGAAGCUGAACCCUUAUGCCAAGACUGCCCGGAGGAUGGCCUUGCUUGCUGAAGAAAAGCGUGCCAAAGCCAAAAAGGAGAAUCUUGAUAAGAAAAGGAGCAAGCUGUCUAAGGAAGAGGCGGCUGCAAUCAAGGCUUCUGGACGUGCAUUUUACAAAACUAUGAUCUCAGACAGCGAUUACUCUCAGUUUGAGAACUUCUCCAAGUGGCUGGCUGUGACACAGUGAGCCCUCUAUCGCCUUAGUUGGAUCAUACUCCGAAAACGAACGAAUACUCUCAUCUGUUUCUUUAUAUCUUAGUCAAUUUGGUUAUGUUUCAUAGUCAUGUUUAGAUGCAUCAUUUGCACUCUAAGGUGGUGUUUGAUUUGAGGUACAGGAAUAGAAAUGGGAAUGCAUUUGAUAGUAGAUUGGAAUGAGAAUGAGUUUCGCCAUUUUAAUGUUACUUUGAUAGUAGAUUUGAAUGGGAAUGAGUUUAGCCA